Messenger RNA from Closterium sp. NIES-65, 548 nucleotides. NCBI's taxonomy places the organism in Eukaryota, Viridiplantae, Streptophyta, Zygnematophyceae, Desmidiales, Closteriaceae. The record is from the annotation of a GenBank genome assembly.
AGCCACUGCAAGGCACAGCAGCUCCACAACCAGCUCCUCCCCCCCCAUCUCUAUCUCUCCCCUGCCUUACUCUCUGCCUGGCAGAGCCAUUGCAAGGCACGGCAGCUUCACAACCAGCUCCUCUCCCCCCAUCUCCGUCUCUCCCCUGCCUUACUCUCUGCCUAGCAGAGCCACUGCAAGGCACGGCAGCUUCACAACCAGCUCCUCUUCCCCCAUCUCCGUCUCUCCCCUGCCUUACUCUCUGCCUGGCAGAGCCACUGCAAGGCACGGCAGCUUCACGACCAGCUCCUCUCCCCCCGUCUCCAUCUCUCCCCUGCCUUACUCUCUGCCUGGCAGAGCCACUGCAAGGCACAGCCACUGCAAGGCACGGCAGCUUCACGACCAGCUCCUCUCCCCCCAUCUCCGUCUCUCCCCUGCCUUACUCUCUGCCUGGCAGAGCCACUGCAAGGCACGGCAGCUUCACAACCAGCUCCUCUCCCCCCAUCUCCGUCUCUCCCCUGCCUUACUCUCUGCCUGGCAGAGCCACUGCAAGGCACGGCAGCCCCUAA